UCCGAACCAAGCGAUUGCUUCUGCCUGCAGCUCGCGCGGGCCGCGGAAGAUGGCGGAGUGCGUUGGCGGGGACAGCAGGGUUUCUCGCCCCUCAGGGGGGCCGGGUCAAACUUGGUGCCUCAAGCGAGUGGGGAUGAGCGAAGAGUGGCUGCUGCUGGAGGACGGCAGCGAGGUAAGUAUAGGUCGAGGAACUGGUGCUACUUACCAACUGAUGUCAAAAUCCUGUCCUUUGAUGAUCUCCCGGAACCACUGUGUUUUCCAGCAAAAUACUGAUGGGCAGUGGACAGUGAUUGAUAACAAGAGUCUAAAUGGUGUCUGGCUAAAUUGUGAACGCAUUGAUCCAUCACGGCCCUAUCUUUUACACGAAGGCGACUAUAUCCAAUUAGGAGUUCCUUUUAAAAACAGAGAAACAGCUGAGUAUGAAUAUACACUAAUAAGGGAAGACUGGAAGAAAGUCAGUCCAUUUCUGGCGCUGAAAAAUGACCAGCUGACAGAGAAAACGAAAGACAUGAGGGCUAAGCGUAAAAUUAGCUUGGAGGAAUCUGAGGCAUCUGGAGCGGAAGGGCCUUCCAAUUCCAGAACCAAAAGAGACAGGGUGUCUUUAGAAAAUGACUCUUUGGGGAAAUGUGAGGGAGGCAGGACAGAACUGUCCAGACAAACAACAGAAAACAUGGAAACAGUGUUGGUUUCUCCAAGGCCUAGUAAAAAGGAGAAGAAGAAAAACCACUGUAGCACCAUUCCGCCUGAGCAUGGUUUAGCUCUUCUUUCUAAGGACCAUAAAGCCCCAAAUUUGGCACAGUCUUGGAAUGGUUUGGAACAAAUAAUGAAAACUCUAGCAGAUAUGACAAAGCUAAAAGCCAAGAUGCAGGAGAAACAGACAGCUGUCCUGAAUGUGAGGCAAAUGAACAAGUGUGCUCCUGUAGAGAUCCAGGUUUUGGAGCAGGAAUUGCAGGAACUGAGGGAGCAGUUAUGCACUGAGCAGGAGCAGCAACAGCAGCAAGUGGAGCAGUUGCAGAAGACCGUCAGUGAAGAAUUGGAGGGAGCAAAAGAGGAGGAAGGAGAAGGGAGACUGAAGGAACAACUGACCCAGGUUCUAGUGCAGCAUCGUGCUUUGAUGGAAGAACUGAGCCGUAGCAAGAAGGAUUUUGAAGAGAUCAUUAAAGCCAAGGACAGGGAACUGAAAGAGACUAAGGAAGAGAAGGAGAAGGCACGAGCACAAAAGGAAGAGGCCUUGAGCCACAUGAAUGAUGUACUGGAGAAUGAGCUGCAGUGUACUAUUUGCUCUGAACACUUCAUUGAGGCUGUCACUCUCAACUGUGCACACAGCUUCUGCUCCUAUUGCAUCAAUGAAUGGAUGAAGCGUAAGCUGGAGUGUCCAAUAUGUAGAGGGACGAUAUUAUCCAAGACACGAUCGCUAGUUCUGGACAAUUGUAUUGAUAGGAUGGUGGAAAACCUGGAUGAUGAGACGAAGCAUCGCCACCUUUCCCUCAUCCAAGAGCGAAAAGGGAAGCAGGUUGUUGUGGAGAACCCAGCGUCAGAAAGUGAGAGCAGUAUUCUCAGCACGUCCUCAGACAGCGAGAGCAGUAGCAUUACCUCAACAUUAGACAGCGAGAGCAGCAGCCUUACAUCUGUGCAGUCCAUGUCAUUAAGCAGCUUUGAAAGUGAUGACUAUGAGGGAGACUCUGACAGCCACCAUGUUAUCUGAAAUGUCUGCACCGUACCCUUGCAGUUGUUUGGAGCCUGCUCUGGAUGCUUUCUGGGAGAACGGAUUGGACACUUGGAACAUUGAAGAGACUGGAAUUUGAAUUGUGGAUUAAAAGGGCUUGGCAGGGUCCUGUUCUUUUCUUAAGUGAAUGUGCGAUGUCCUCAUCUCUGAAGAGUGCGAUUGAAAACUGUUAGGCUCAAACCCAUUUUUCAUACUAGGUGACUAAACCCGUGUUUCUGUUCUUGCUAUGAAAAUUCUUGGAGUUGACAAUGUACCACCAAACUUAAAUUUAACUGCUUCCCUCCUAAUAGGUUGGAGAGUGCCAGCUCAUCAGCUAAAUAACUGCUUAAGUGUAACCUGAUGUAGUACAUAUUUGCUUUUUGUGUCAGAAAGCUGUUUACACAUGACUCAUGGGUUCAUAAAGAGAAUAAGGAUAUUUACAGCUGCAUAAGUCUGGAGAAAUUGUCACGGUUAAAUUUACCCUGCCGUAAGCCCCAAAGAGUUUGAUACCAACUCCCCAGAAAAGCAUCUUAAUCACUUUCUCUCAAGCUCUGUUGCCAAAAUUGAGCAGACAUAGUCAAAACUGUAGCAGCGCUUUUGCAUUUCUCUCUCUGUGUGCAUGUGUGUGUGUGUAGAGUGUGGUAGGAGGGCUUUGGCUGAGUGAAGAAGUUGCAUUUCUGAAUGAGCAGAAGGUGGCACUACAUAUUUAUCAGUAUUCACAGAAUGUUGCUGGUAUAGCCCUAUAAGUUUGCAGCAACUCAGGUUCCAUUUCAGGGGCUUUGGCUUCAAAUUAGCAGGCAAAUUGGAUUGGCAGCUCUUUCUGUUUUUUGUUUCCUUGAUAUGUCUUGGGGUGGUUAUUUAUUUCUUUGUUUAAAAGUUACAAUUUAUAUAAAAGAACAAAAAACCUGUCA
Molecule: messenger RNA, 2616 nt
Organism: Podarcis raffonei (Aeolian wall lizard)
Lineage: Eukaryota; Metazoa; Chordata; Lepidosauria; Squamata; Lacertidae
Gene: RNF8
Product: ring finger protein 8
Exons: 8
Coding region: 50-1705 (551 amino acids)
Biological process (GO): double-strand break repair; protein K48-linked ubiquitination; ubiquitin-dependent protein catabolic process
Cellular component (GO): ubiquitin ligase complex; site of double-strand break; nucleus
Molecular function (GO): histone binding; ubiquitin protein ligase activity
Source: RefSeq, a predicted model, not a curated record